Molecule: messenger RNA, 2171 nt
Organism: [Torrubiella] hemipterigena
Lineage: Eukaryota; Fungi; Ascomycota; Sordariomycetes; Hypocreales; Clavicipitaceae
Source: the annotation of a GenBank genome assembly
ACCAAAAAUACAAGACAGUAUGAUUUUCACAGUUCUUCAAAGCUCCGCUCCUCCAGAGGCAGAAGCUGAAGCUGCUGGCUGCCUUUGUGUGACCCUCCUUGGGCGUGGGGCGACUACUGUGCGUCAGUGAGUGCCUGCCUUUGCUAGCACCGACAAACCUACAAACGCCUUUCACCUCAGAUCCACAAACUUUUCAGUGACGACUUCACACCUGCUAUUUACCAACAAGAUCCAUCAUCCGACUCCCAGUCACCAGUCAAGAGUCGUAUUUCACAACAUUUUCUCCUAGCCUGACAAAAGGGAGAAAAACUCUGCGUUGGUUCAGACUGCUGCCAGCUCUAGUCGUUCACCUGUAUAUCCGCCGUUUGGCAAGACCAUCGCUGCGUCCGGAAAGCUCUAGCUAGCAUCUCUGCUACUUAUAGUUGGUCAUUGCUGCACCAUAUUGAAGGCACCUUUGUUCUUGUUGGCUAUAACCGGCUGUAGCCCUGGUCACGGCUCAAACUGUCCUUGAAAAUGGCCACCGUACUUGACCAACCUCCAACGGAGCCCCAGACAUCUCCUCCCGAAAGCUCAGCCGAAGAAACCGCGCCCGUUUUUAUCAAUAGAGGCGUUGUUUCAAAUCCUCUCAUCAACAAACUAAAGUCGACCCAUACCGACAAGGGCGUCUUGAUUCCUCUCAAAACCACACAAGAAGUUCGACAGGACCAUACCGUUGUACAAGCUUGGGUCACCCGGGCUCCAACUAAAUGUGCUAAUGACGUUAUUGGAGCCCUACGUGACAUGAAGCCGGAUGGCGCUGCUAAUCCCUUGCCACAUCUUCGCCGCUGUGCAAAACCUGCUGAUCUCCCGCCACACUUCAAAACACAAUUCAUGAAUGAUUCUCCCGAGGGAAGGCAGAUUCAUACAUCAAAGUCGACUUGGAUUUACAUCAUCAUUGGUGAAACAAAAAAUAUCGACAAGGAAGAGUUGCUGCAGACCCUUGGUGCUGUGGACGGACUCGAACAGGAUGUAUUUUUGACUAGCAUCCCAGUUCCCUUGUUGGCUCCCACCUCGCAGGUCCAGGCUGCCAUGUGGUCGAUGCAAUUUUGGCCAACUGUGUAUCGCAAGAAUAACCCUCUUGGACCUCACCCUAGCAUGGUGGCUCGAAGCACGGACGAAAUCAAGAGUGAUGCUUCCAUCUGGAUGGCUCUCGCAUACGAUGUAGCCGCAAAGGCCAAACAGUCUGGUAUUGGAGAGGCUAUCGGUGCCGUUGUUGUUCAGCGAGAUCCGUCUGGCGUACAGCUCGUUGCCGUUGCUGGAGAUGCUAGGUGGCAUAACGAUAGUCCUUUAAACUUGCCCCAUAAUCCCAUGACGCAUUGUGCCCUUCGUGCUAUUAGCAUGGUGGCUCAAAAGCUUGUCAGACAUGAAAGACGCGCCGCGGGCUUUGAUAUGUCGUUUGCCAAUCUGGAAUACGAUGCCUUCCAGGAUGCGCCACUCUUGGACAUGGAAAAGGUUUGCUUUGAGCAAGAACAUCCGAACAAGGAUGGAUACUUGUGCCAUGGGCUUGAGCUGUACAUGACACACGAGCCUUGCAUCUCAUGCUCUAUGGGCAUUUUGCACUCCCGCAUGGGCAAAGUCGUCUUCUCCAACCACAUGCCACGCACAGGUGGGCUCAGUUCAGACGACCGACCUGAUGAUGGAGGACGUGGCUUGGGUUUAUUCUGGAGAAGAGAGCUCAACUGGAGUCUUCUUGCAUGGGAGUGGGAACGUGAUGGAGUUCCAGAGCUUCCAAGACUACACCCGACCACUCAUGUUUAGGCGUUGUGGUGGCCUUUCAGCCACAAAACAAGAAAGAGGAGCAAACGGUAUCAACACACAAAGCAUUGGUAAUGGUAGCAACCGAUGGGCGCUGGGCGGCGACAUACAUAAUGAAUAACAUGAAAGACUUUUCAAAUAAUAUGCUGAUUGAAGUAUUUUUUACCAUGAUUAAGAGAAAUACGGAUGUAAGGGGCUGAAAGUACUAAUGCGAGAAAGUCUACCCGGUAGGGGUUGGCAGAUGCAACGAUUGUGUAUAGCUAGCAAGGAGGCAAAUUCACUGCGAUUAAAUAUCUGAUUGGUUGCCAACUCUUGCCACUGCUGGUACAUCAAUGCGAAGCUGGGCUCAGCUCUGGGCUGAAGACGCAUCGUACGGC